Messenger RNA from Candidozyma auris, 1626 nucleotides. RefSeq names its product adenylate cyclase-binding protein (gene SRV2). Gene Ontology annotation, biological process: regulation of adenylate cyclase activity; cytoskeleton organization. Gene Ontology annotation, molecular function: actin binding; adenylate cyclase binding. The transcript has a single exon. The coding region runs from base 1 to 1626 and encodes 541 amino acids. Gene Ontology annotation, cellular component: cytoplasm. Lineage: Eukaryota; Fungi; Ascomycota; Pichiomycetes; Serinales; Metschnikowiaceae. The record is from RefSeq and is a predicted model, not a curated record.
AUGCCUCCACAAGGACCCGCAGAGGAAAACCAGCUCAAUGUGCAGGGCUACAACAUUGUCACCAUCUUAAAACGUUUGGAGGCAGCUACUUGCCGCUUGGAAGAUAUCACUAUCUUCCAGGAGGAGGCCAACAAAGCGAAGCCAUUGACCCGUGAUGCUGUCUCUGACGCGUUGUCCGCUCCGUCGCUGACCAACAUUUCCGAAAGCACUAGCGCUAUUACUGAUCCACCUGCUGCGAAGGCUCUCUCUGAGGCUUCUGCGCCGGCAAAGUUUGUUACAGUUUUUGACGAAUUCAUCAAGUCCAACAUUGUGCCAUUUGUGGACCUUUCCAAUGCCAUUGAUGCCAUUGUGGGCUCUGCAGCACAAGAGUUGCAUGAUGCAUUUGUCGAACAGGCAAAGUUUUUGGGGAUCGUUGCCCACACUAGAAAGCCAGCGUUAGGGGACCAGAACUUGAACAAUGCUGUGGCUCCUAUCAAUGCUCGUAUUGAGGCUAUCACCACAUUGAAGGACCAGAACCGUCGUUCCAAUUUCUUCAAUCACUUAAACACCAUUAGUGAAGGUGCUCCUGUGUUGGGGUGGAUCGUUUCUGACACGCCUCUCUCGUAUAUUCCCGAAUUCAAAGACAGUGCUCAAUUUUGGUCAAACCGUGUGAUGAAGGAGUACAAGGACAAAGACAACAAACAUGUCGACUGGGUCAAGGCAUUUUUGUCUAUUUUUGACGGUUUGCGUGCAUAUGUAAAAGAGUACCACUCUACUGGCCUCGCAUGGAACCCUCGAGGAGCCACUUUGGGUGAAUCUUUGGCAGCUGCACUUGCUGGCGCAACCGACACCAAGAAGGCUGCCUCUUCUAGCGGUGGUGCUGCACCACCUCCACCACCACCUGCUCCACCGGCCAACCUUUUCGACGAUGUGGAAAAGCCAAAGGAGGCGACUUCCUCUUCUAGUGGCGGCUUGAAAGCUGUUUUCAACGACUUGAACAAGGGUGAGAACAUUACCGCUGGCCUCAAGAAAGUUGACAAGUCCCAAAUGACACAUAAAAACCCGUCUUUGAGACAACAGGGAGUCAUCAAGAAACCCACGCCUCCAAAGAAGCCAACCAGCUUGUCAUCUCCAAGCGGUACAGUCAAAAAGACGGUCAAGCCUCCACGUGUGGAGCUUGUUGACGGUGCCAAGUGGAUCGUAGAAAACUUGACCGCGGAGAAUACUAAAGAGCCUGUGGUGAUUGACGCUGAGAUGCAACACUCAGUUUUCAUUGGCAACACCGACAGUGUCACUAUUCAAAUCAACGGUAAGGGCAAUGCUGUUUCUUUGUCUGAGACCAAGAAUACUGGUGUGGUGGUACACUCGUUGAUCUCUGGAAUUGACGUCAUCAAGUCCGUGAAGUUCGGCUUGCAGGUCACGGGUGUUGUGCCUCUUAUCACCAUCGACAAGUCCGAUGAAGGCAACAUUUAUCUAUCGCAAGAGUCUAUCGACAAUGACAGUUCGGUGGUAACAAGCAACACUACGGCGGUCAACAUCAACGUGCCUACCGAAGAGGACUACAACGAGUUACCAGUUCCCGAACAAUUACAGCACUUCUUCAGAAACGGCAAGCUUGUAAGUGAGGUUGUUGAGCACGCUGGUUAA